AUGACUUACAGGGUGUGUGUAUCAAGUGAGGAUGGUGGAGAGUACUGCGGCAUUUUAGACGACAUUAUUGAACUGGUCUACACUGGUCCCAAAAAAAAGUACAAGACUAUUUUUUUUAAGUGUAGUUGGAUGGAUUGUGGUAGGGGAAUGAACAUACAUGAACAGUACAAGCUUGUCGAAGUGAAUCAUACUAAGAAAUACCCAACAAGAUCAGUGGUUGAUGCUCCGGUGGACUUAGAGUUCUUGCAGGCACCAUCCCCACAAUUACAUGCAACACUUUGCCCACCAAAUGAUAUUCCAGACUAUGUCCAAGAUGAUGAUGAUGAGGAAGAUGAUGAUGACUUUGUUAUCUCGAGCGAUGAAAAUGAUGAAUCUAGCAUCAACUCCAGUGAUAGUGACGAGGAUGAUGAUAUCGAUGUGAUCAUGGUGGGCAGUAAAGACACAGGUAAACGAAGAAUGCACAUCGACUCUUCAGAUGAUGACAUUGAGGAUGCACAAAAUUUGGAUAAUACUCAAGAGCCGACUUCCAGCUCAUCACGAGGUCAGACACAGGAGCGUUCAUAG
Chenopodium quinoa (quinoa) is the source of this 564-nucleotide messenger RNA. RefSeq names its product nucleolar transcription factor 1-B-like. Bases 1 to 564 code for a protein of 187 amino acids. The transcript has 3 exons. The record is from RefSeq and is a predicted model, not a curated record. Lineage: Eukaryota; Viridiplantae; Streptophyta; Magnoliopsida; Caryophyllales; Amaranthaceae.